GCUGUGGUGAUGAAAGCACUGGUGGGCCUCUGCACGGUGCUGUACAAAUCAUUCCCCACCUCCAUACAGCAGGACACGAAACUGCUCGCAAAACUCGACGCAGUGAGCGCCAGCAGCAGCAGCAGCGGCAGCGGCAGCAGCAGCAGCGAUGGCAGCAUGGGAGGCGGCGGCGGCGGCGGCGCCGCGGCGGAGGAGGAGCGCGAGGGGUUGCGGGCGGCGGUCGCGUACCGGCUGGUCAUGAAGCGGGGUCUGGAGGGCGCGACGCGCCGGCUGCUGCUGCGGAUGAAGGAGCUGCUGGGGUGA
Messenger RNA from Monoraphidium neglectum, 303 nucleotides. RefSeq lists its product as hypothetical. The record is from RefSeq and is a predicted model, not a curated record. NCBI's taxonomy places the organism in Eukaryota, Viridiplantae, Chlorophyta, Chlorophyceae, Sphaeropleales, Selenastraceae. The transcript has a single exon. The annotation marks the transcript as partial.